This is a messenger RNA of Mycena indigotica, 3039 nucleotides long. RefSeq lists its product as uncharacterized. Lineage: Eukaryota; Fungi; Basidiomycota; Agaricomycetes; Agaricales; Mycenaceae. The transcript has 15 exons. The coding region runs from base 46 to 3039 and encodes 997 amino acids. The record is from RefSeq and is a predicted model, not a curated record. Gene Ontology annotation, biological process: protein phosphorylation; translational elongation; translation. Gene Ontology annotation, molecular function: translation elongation factor activity; protein kinase activity; GTP binding.
GGAGAAGUGUGCUUCUCGCUUCCCAUUCCUUCUUGUCCGUCACCGAUGGUGGCGACAACAAGCAAGACGACGUUGCAUGUUUACGAGCGAGGGCGGCGAUUGGAAAAACACAGCCAAGCACGUGCGAAAUCACUUCCUUCAUUCCGACCGCCACGAAAACAUUAUAUGCUCUCCACUUCGUCUCCUUUGGCCUUUGAAGAUGACGACUGGACUGCUCCGAAAUCUCGAAUCUACCGUCCCUCUUCCGUAGGGCACUACAGCUAUGGCGUCACAACCAUUGGUCGCGGGUAUGGAGAUGAAGACCAAGACGAGAUCGAGGAUUCAGAAUUGCCACAACGGUCAACAGCAUGGUUGCCACUCUCUAAAUCUCCCGGUUUAUUCUUCAGUGGACGCGACUACGAAUGGGAAGAACCACCGAAAGCAUCUCAUCUCAACACUAGCAUUCCGUCGAUAAUCGGCGAACCAUUCACUCACUCCCCAGCUCACACUCGACCUUCUUCACCAUUAACUACCCCUACAGUCCCUAGUAAAACACCGUUGUCCCGUUCUCCCACACUUCCUCCACGCCCUAGACGGCGCUCCUCACAACAACGCGUCUCGCUUAUUGCUGGACGCGUAUCCAUUGCUACCAUAGAGCCCCCCGAACCUCCUGCUUUACCGCCAAGCUUACUGCGUGCAACCAGUACAAGCAGCUUACUCAGCCAAGCCACCAGCACAAGAGCACCCUCUCCUGCCCCCUCAGAUAAGCAAUCGUUUCUAGGCGGACGCGAUAUAUCUGAGUUUGCCAUUGAAGGUGAGAUUGGCAGGGGCGCAUACGGACUCGUUAAGCGCGCCAGAGAAAUUCUUCCAGAUAGCUCAUUGGGGCCUCCAGUCAUUAUCAAGCAAAUCAUCAAGUCCCGCAUUCUGGCAGACUGCUGGAAAAAACAUCCGAAAUAUGGGACAAUCCCAAUAGAGAUCUACGUCAUGUCUUCAAUCUCCCAGACCUCAUACGUCUUACCCCCACGACGACCAUGGGACCCAACACGCGACCUCCCGGCGGAGGCCAUAGAAUGCUCAGAGUGGAUAGAAGGCAAAGUUGUCAAUGGCCACCCUAAUAUAUGCCCUCUCCUCGACUUCUUUGAGGACAAUCACUACUACUACCUCGUUCUGCCCUCGUCACUACCAGAUCAAAUACCAAACCAGCCCGUCCACGCUUCCGACCUUUUUGAUCUCGUCGAAAGCUUUCCGCAGGGUCUCCCUCCUAGCUCUAUACGAAGUUACCUUGGCCAAAUGGCUGACGCGUUGUCUUUUUUACAUUCGCGGGGCAUCGUUCAUCGCGAUAUCAAGGACGAAAAUGUCGUUCUUGGACCGCAGGGAAAAUGCAUCCUGAUCGACUUUGGGAGCUCUGGACUGACGAAAAAAGGCGGUUGGGACACUUUUAGUGGAACCUUGGACUACGCUGGGCCAGAGAUUCUCCGUGGAGAGCGGUACGAGGGGAAAGAACAAGACGUUUGGGCAUUUGGAGUUGUGGCCUAUGUCUUGCUUGUCGGUGAAUGCCCUUUCAUGACCCCAGCGGAAGCGCAGGAAGGUCUUGAUUCGCCAUUUGCCAACGCCUCAAUAAGUCUCGAUGAACGAUGUGGGGAGGGCAAAGAACGAGACGGGAAGGAAGCAGAUGGUGGAGGAGCUCUUGAAGAUGCCGCUGCUUUGCGUUCUCUCUCUCUUCUUCCAUCCACCUUCAUCCUCUUCGCCGCUAAAAACUACUCGCCAUGGGAAAGGAAAAGACCCACGUUAACGUCGUCGUCAUCGGACACUGCGGUGGUAUCGACAAGCGGCUCGUUCAAGUACGCCUGGGUGCUCGACAAGCUUAAGGCUGAGCGUGAGCGUGGUAUCACGAUCGAUAUUGCCCUUUGGAAGUUCGAGACCCCCAAAUUCGUCGUCACUGUCAUCGAUGCUCCUGGACACCGUGACUUCAUCAAGAACAUGAUUACUGGUACCUCCCAGGCUGACUGUGCUAUCCUCAUCAUCGCCGGUGGUACUGGUGAGUUCGAAGCCGGUAUCUCCAAGGACGGUCAAACUCGCGAGCACGCUCUUCUGGCCUUCACUCUCGGUGUCCGUCAACUCAUCGUCGCUGUCAACAAGAUGGACACGACCAAGUGGAGCGAGGACCGUUUCAACGAAAUCAUCAAGGAGACGUCCACCUUCAUUAAGAAGGUCGGUUACAACCCCAAAACUAUUGCCUUUGUCCCCAUCUCUGGUUGGCACGGUGACAACAUGUUGGAAGAGUCGACCAACAUGCCGUGGUUCAAAGGUUGGACCAAGGAAACCAAGGGUGGUAUUGUCAAGGGCAAGACUCUGCUCGAGGCCAUUGAUGCCAUUGAGCCCCCUGUCCGACCUGUCGACAAGCCUCUCCGUCUCCCCCUCCAGGACGUCUACAAGAUCGGUGGUAUUGGCACGGUCCCCGUCGGUCGUGUUGAAACUGGCUUUGUCAAGGCUGGCAUGGUUGUCACCUUCGCCCCCACCAACGUUACCACUGAAGUCAAGUCGGUCGAAAUGCACCACGAAGUCCUCGAGCAGGGCAACCCUGGUGACAACGUCGGAUUCAACGUCAAGAACGUCUCGGUCAAGGAUAUUCGUCGCGGAAAUGUUGCUUCGGACUCGAAGAACGACCCUGCAAAGGAGGCUGCCUCUUUCAAUGCCCAGGUCAUCGUUCUCAACCACCCCGGUCAAAUUGGCGCUGGCUAUGCACCCGUGCUCGACUGCCACACUGCCCACAUUGCCUGCAAGUUCGCUGAGCUCCUCGAGAAGAUCGACCGCCGAACAAACAAGUCGAUUGAAGCCAACCCGAAGAGCAUCAAGUCGGGUGACUCUUGCAUCGUCAAGCUCGUCCCGAGUAAGCCGAUGUGUGUCGAAUCUUACAACGAAUACCCUCCUCUCGGACGUUUCGCCGUCCGUGACAUGCGACAGACCGUCGCUGUCGGUAUCAUCAAGUCCGUUGAAAAGACCGACAAGUCAUCUGGCAAAGUCACGAAGUCGGCGGAGAAGGCUGCCAAGAAGAAGUAA